Molecule: messenger RNA, 1068 nt
Organism: Lampris incognitus (smalleye Pacific opah)
Lineage: Eukaryota; Metazoa; Chordata; Actinopteri; Lampriformes; Lampridae
Gene: wnt3
Product: wingless-type MMTV integration site family, member 3
Exons: 4
Coding region: 1-1068 (355 amino acids)
Biological process (GO): neuron differentiation; cell fate commitment; multicellular organism development
Cellular component (GO): extracellular region
Molecular function (GO): cytokine activity; frizzled binding
Source: RefSeq, a predicted model, not a curated record
AUGGAUUUGUAUCUGAUUGGAUAUAUGAUGUGCGUGUGGUUGUCCAGCUCGCGGGUGCUUGGAGGCUAUCCCAUCUGGUGGUCCCUGGCCCUGGGGCAACAGUACUCGUCUCUGGGCUCCCAACCCAUCCUCUGCGGCUCCAUCCCUGGCCUGGUGCCCAAGCAGCUGCGCUUCUGUCGCAACUACAUCGAGAUCAUGCCCAGCGUUGCCGAAGGUGUCAAGCUGGGCAUCCAGGAAUGCCAGCACCAGUUCAGGGGUCGCCGAUGGAACUGCACCACCAUCAAGGACAACCUCGCCAUCUUCGGCCCCGUGCUUGAUAAAGCCACCAGAGAGUCGGCGUUCGUCCACGCCAUUGCCUCGGCAGGGGUGGCGUUCGCGGUGACGCGCUCCUGUGCCGAGGGAACCUCCACCAUGUGCGGUUGUGACUCCCACCACAAGGGCCCCCCCGGGGAGGGCUGGAAGUGGGGUGGCUGCAGCGAGGAUGCUGAGUUUGGGGUGCUGGUGUCGAGGGAGUUCGCCGACGCCAGAGAAAACCGUCCGGACGCACGGUCGGCCAUGAACCGGCACAACAAUGAGGCGGGACGCACGACUAUCCUCGACCACAUGCACCUGCGUUGCAAGUGCCACGGCCUCUCGGGGAGCUGUGAGGUGAAAACGUGCUGGUGGGCGCAGCCUGACUUCCGCAUGCUGGGCGACUACCUGAAGGACAAGUACGACAGCGCUUCGGAGAUGGUGGUGGAGAAGCACCGGGAGUCGCGCGGCUGGGUGGAGACCCUGCGCGCCAAGUAUGCCUUCUUCAAGCACCCCACCGAGCGUGACCUGGUCUACUACGAGGGCUCGCCGAACUUCUGCGAGCCGAACCCGGAGACGGGCUCGUUCGGGACGCGGGACCGCGUCUGCAACGUGUCGUCGCACGGCAUCGAGGGCUGCGACCUGCUGUGCUGUGGGCGGGGCCACAACACCAGGACUGAGAAGCGCAAGGAGAAGUGCCACUGUAUCUUCCACUGGUGCUGCUACGUCAGCUGUCAGGAGUGUGUGCGCGUCUAUGACGUUCACACGUGCAAGUGA